UCUCCGUAGACUCACCGUGUCUCUCCGAUCCGAAGAAACAUACACAAUGAAGUUCUUGUUGGCCCUCACCCUCGUCGGGCUGUGCUCCGCCGCCCCUCAGUUCCAGGCAGCUCCUGCAGGACAAAUCACCUUCGGCGUGGACGCAGCGGGAUGCGUGGUGGGCCCCUCGGGUAAGGUGUGCCCCACAGGCCCCGUGCAGUUCACCAGCGGGGCCCAGGGCGUCCCCCAGCCCUUCGUUCCUCAGGCUCCUCGCCCGGCAGCGCACCACCACCCCGUCCACCACGCCUUCACCGGCCUCGUGGGGCCUUCGGGAGUCAUUGGACCUUCUGGCCUCGUCGGUCCCUCGGGUCCCCUCGCCUUCGGGAAGUAGGGCGCGCGGGGGAGCUCCUUCGGCGGGUCGUUCUUUGGCAUUUGUAGAAAUAUAAGAGUUAUUUUUUAUUGA
Molecule: messenger RNA, 442 nt
Organism: Penaeus chinensis
Lineage: Eukaryota; Metazoa; Arthropoda; Malacostraca; Decapoda; Penaeidae
Product: collagen alpha-1(XI) chain-like
Exons: 2
Coding region: 47-370 (107 amino acids)
Source: RefSeq, a predicted model, not a curated record